Messenger RNA from Bactrocera neohumeralis, 8485 nucleotides. It is a transcript of the gene stol, whose product is annotated as voltage-dependent calcium channel subunit alpha-2/delta-3. The transcript is spliced from 18 exons. The coding region runs from base 1879 to 5670 and encodes 1263 amino acids. Gene Ontology annotation, molecular function: voltage-gated calcium channel activity. Gene Ontology annotation, cellular component: voltage-gated calcium channel complex. The record is from RefSeq and is a predicted model, not a curated record. Lineage: Eukaryota; Metazoa; Arthropoda; Insecta; Diptera; Tephritidae.
CCUCGCGAAUGGAAGCCUUUUCGAACUGAGGCGCUGGUCAAACGCAGUGAACGUGACACCUAAGCACAUAGCAUACCACUACAGCACAGCAAAGCACAACCAAGUGAGUUUUUUUUUAAUGGUGAAGAGGAAAAAUUAAAUUUCACGCUAGUUGAAUAAAAGAUUGUGAAAAGGCCGAAAGCAAUGCAUGGAAACGCAUUGGAAAUGUGCAACGAAGUGAGUUUUAGCCGAUUUUCAGCACGAAAAAGUGUGGAAGGGUAGUGAAAUUCGGUUUGAAAACGUCUAACUUUUUUCGGCAUUUGCUCGCCUUGGCUUUGGUUUGGUAAAGCGUGUAGUAGAGGAAUUUCAUACUUACAAAAUUGCAAUACUUUUGUGCUGGACUUUUCGAAAUCACCAAGAAAUGUGAAACGAGUGUGAAAAGUGAAUUGUAUAUUGGAAAAACGAAAGGAAUGAAAUUAAAUUUCUAAAGCGAAAUUCAUUUAACAAAACAGCGAAAAAAAUUUGGGCAGAAAUACGAAUGUGUGUGUGUGAAGCAUGGAAAAGGCCAUUAAUUUUCGAAAUAAAUAUCUUUCGGCAGUGAUGUGAAUACAUAUGAAAAUUUAUGUGCGGAAAUUUUGCUGGAGCAUUGAAUUUUUUGCCGCUUGUACGCAGCACAUACACUAAACUAAAAUAAAUUACGCGUCAAUAAAUGGUUAUAAAUCAACUAAAAACACAUAUCGGUGCACACAAUAAUAUUAUAAAUAUAAAUUAAAAAUAAUAUAUAUACACAUAUACAUACAUAUAUACGAACUAAUGUAAAAUUAGUGAAAAAAAUUUCGAACGUUUUUGCUGGAUGCUCUUUGAAAAUAUGGAAAAAAGGCGAGUGGGUCAAGUGCUGACAGCUAAUUGGGUACAACAGUCCAAGUAUUACAGCAUGGCGAGCAGGUGUGCGUAAAUUACAACUCGACAUAUAUAGUAUACAUGUGUAGUUUGAUUGUGAGUGUGAAAAUUAUUAGAGAAAAAUAUAAAGCACUCAGUUGGAGGCGUUGAAUAAAAAAUUACCUUGAAAACGCAGUGUAAAACACAUAAAAACCCGCACAAGUGCAACAACAAACAAUAUAAAACAACAACAACCAACCGCAACACCACCCGCUGCGCAACUAAAUAUGAGAAUUACACAGUUCACUCGUUCAGAUUUUUCGCUUGUUUGCUGCAUGUGAAUGGUCGCGCACACAUUUACUCUGACAUUUACGCAUUACGUAUACGCACCGGUGAGCGUGGCAUUACAGACCACAGGGCCAGUGCGUGUCGAGUGACAAAAGCUAGAUAAUAAACAACGUAAGAACAAUAAAAACAAUCAAAUAAACAACAGGCCAAUAAAAAUACAAUAAAAUAGUCAACAACAACAACAAAAAACAGCAGUUCACUAAUUAUCCACAUACGUGUAUGGCUGGUGUUGGAUAAUGACACAAAUGCCCAACAUCAACAACAAGCAUAACACAAAGAAAGCAACUAUAAAUUGAAAGCAAAAACAACAGCAACAGCAACAAUUGGCCGCUAAAAGGCACAACAAAUCAUCUUCAUCAACGCUUACAAGCGCUCAGUGUCCAAAAGGCCUACUGUCUAUGCGAACAAAGCAACAAUAAGCGGCCGUAAAUAAAGCGUCAAAAGCAAUUUGCCAAAACUAUAAAAAGCGCAUAUCGCGAAAGCGCGAACUGACAACAAAAAAACACUCAUAUACAUAUAUAUAUAUUGUGUAAAAAUAGUGUUUCAGCGCAUAUAUUUGAAUUAUCAACACAUAAAACAAACAAAAAAAAAGCACAAUAAAAAAGUCAGAAAUCCUUCACACACACAAACAAACGCUUCCGCAUUUGCCGCGACACGCGACGCUACGUCAUAAUGGAGCGCAAACAUUUGGGCGCUUUGGCGCUUUGCUUGUUUGUUUUGCUGUUUAAACUAAAUAUUUUCGCUGUGGUCGCCGAACAGGAUGAGGAUAUCCCACAUAAUGAAGUGCGAAACUGGGCGCUUAAAUUUGGUGUGGAUCUUUGGGAGUUCGGGCGACAGUUUACCAAAAUGAAUGAAAUCAAAAAUCGUUUUAAGGACAGUGACAUCGAAGUGAAGCGAAAGGAUGGCAUCAUGUUGCUGCGCGAAUUGGCAGCUGAGGUGAAAAAUUUCAUGGAUUUCAAACGCAACGCUGUGAUGCGCAUUAUGGACUCCGCCGAACAGGCCGCUCUCUCCGAAUUGGAAUCACAGAACUCACACAGUACUUCCGCGACGAUAAACAAUCAGCACUACGAUGCGCGUCGCAUUAACGAAUACAACUCGGAUGGUAAAUUGGCGGAUGGUGCAAGGCAUAUGGACAUACGUUUUAUGCGUCGUUUCGAGCGAUUACCCGUCAAUCUCAGUCUCAGUUCCAUUUUAGUGCCGAAUUCUGUCUCGCUUGACGAGCCUGAUGUAAAGUCAGCACUUCAGUGGAGCGCACAUCUCGAUCCACUCUUUCAAAACAAUCUUGAACGCGAUCCAGCGCUCUCGUGGCAAUAUUUCGGCUCAUCAACUGGUUUCUUACGUCGUUUCCCUGGCACUGCUUGGCCACCCGAGGGUUCGAAGGGCAGCAAACAAAUACACGACUUUCGCGCACAAAACUGGUUCGUACAAGCCGCAUCGUCACCAAAAGAUAUUAUGAUAUUAUUGGAUUCUUCGUCGAGCAUGUCGGACAAAUCUUUCGAACUCGCUAUGGCUACAGCUUUUAACAUACUUGACACGCUAGGUGAGAACGAUUUCGUCAACUUGAUUACAUUUGCGGAGGAUGUCAAAACGCCGGUACCGUGCUUUAAGGACCGCAUGGUACGCGCCACCCCAGACAAUAUACAGGAAAUCAAAUCCGCAGUAAAAGCAAUUAAGCUCGAAAAUACUGCCAAUUUCACAGCUGGUCUGGAGUAUGCGUUCAGCUUGCUUCACAAGUACAAUCAAUCCGGCGAAGGCAGUCAAUGUAAUCAAGCCAUUAUGCUCAUUACCGAGAGUACUUCGGAGACGCAUAGCGACAUAAUCAAACAAUACAAUUGGCCUCACAUGCCCGUACGAAUAUUCACCUACCUUAUCGGUUCCGACUCGAGUAGUCGCAGCAAUUUGCAUGAAAUGGCCUGCUCCAAUAAAGGUUUCUUCGUACAAAUCAACGAUAUGGAUGAUGCACGCAAAAAGGUUAUCGACUAUGCGCUGGUUAUGGCACGUCCCAUGAUAAUGUAUCAGGCCGAUCAUCCAGUGCACUGGAGUCCAGUCUUCGUUGCUGGCAAGACUGGUGGCUUGGCGCGCGACUCUGACUACCAGCGCAGGCUGGUGACGACAGUUUCAACUCCGGUCUUCGAUAGACGAAACCAUUCGGUGCGUGUGGCAAAUUUACUCGGUGUUGUUGGCACCGAUGUGCCCAUCGAGGAGAUACGUAAGAUGAUACCGCAACAUAAAUUGGGACCGAAUGGAUAUUCGUUUAUCGUUGAUAAUAAUGGGCGUGUACUGUAUCAUCCAGAUUUGCGUCCACUGAGUGAUGGUAAUCAAUAUAUUGACCAGUUGCGGCCGCGGUACACGUCAGUCGACGUAACGGAGUUGGAACUGCCGGAAACCGAAGUGGGCAACGAGCAUGAAAUUGUCGAAAUGAAUAAGAAUCUCUUAUACGAUAUGCGCAAUGAUAUGCUCAUGCCCAAGGAGGGUGAAACCGAAUUCACGGUAUUCAAUCACUUUGACGAAAUGAAACGAGUGACGGCGCGUACACAAAGGUAUUUUUAUGGACCUAUUGAAGAUACGCCCUUUACCUUAGCUGUUGUACUCCCUGAAAAAUAUGGCAGCCACGAAUUGGUCUCCCAACAGGAAAUAAGGCACUCGCGCAGAAAUGUGACCGAGUACUUUAAGGGAGACAGUUGGCGCGUACAUCCCGACUGGGUGUAUUGUGAGUACAAUAGUGUUAGCGAUUUAGAGAAGGAGCGUGAAAGCUCUGGCGAAUAUCUCUCAGCCUCACGUGAACAAGAAUUAAGUUUCGGCUCACCGGAAGAGCAGGUCUUACAUUUCUUGGGACGUGCAGGACGGCCAGGCUGGAAGUGGAUGUCGGUGCGACCAAAACCACCGCAACCACACCAUGCCAUGCAUGGCGUGACACCUGUCGGCCAUUUUGCUCAGCAUCUAAAUAACGUGCAAGGUUCUCGCAAAGCCGAACCCUACUAUUGCGAUCGAACCUUGGUACAGAGUUUAGUGCGUGAUGCUAUGGUAACCGAUGGUCUGGAUCGAAAUUCAACUGGAACGUCCAAUGGAAAGGAGGAUAAACAUCCAAUAGCCACUUUAAUGGCAAUUUUAAAGAGACAAGGCUAUCAAAAGUUUUUGGUUGCAACAUCUUUUGUGGCCACACGUUCGGGUCUGCUACGUUGGAUUGAUCACAUCAAAAGACCUGAAGACUCACCUGAUCCCCAUUUCAGUGAAGAUAACGCACGUGCCAUGGAUAUGCCGUGGUACAAACGCGCCGUGGACCAGCAUACCGUCGAACAAGAUAGCUUUGUCUACAGUGUACCCUUUGCCAAUGGAUAUGCACCCAAACUAAAUACGACGCUUGUAACCGCAUCGCAUGCUAUAUUUGUCGAACAUCGUGGCCACAAAGCUAUAGCCGCGGUAGUGGGACUACAAUUUCAGUUGGACUCGCUGGCGAAACAUUUCAUAAACAUAACCUCAACCUGCACCGGCAUGACAGGUUGUCGCCGCACAUGCGCUUCCGACGAUCUUGAUUGCUAUGUUUUGGACAACAACGGCUUUGUGAUCAUUUCCGAGCAAAGUGAACAAUCAGGCAAAUUUUUUGGUCAAAUCGAUGGUACCAUCAUGGAUUCCUUGGUACAGGACCGCAUUUAUAAACGUGUCACGGUCAAUGACUAUCAAGGCGUUUGCUCUGACUCUGACAAUCCAUACACGGCUGCAAGCACUUCACUACAACCACAUCGUGUCUCCACUUUUCUAAUGAAAUAUUUGGUAUCGUUGAGUGCCACUUGGUUAUCGCUAUUGCCAACACCUCUAAACGCAUGGCCACAAGAUGAUUAUACCUAUAAUGAAGAUGUCUUUGAAGAACCCACAUAUACGGACGAGUACGAACCUUUCGAGGAUUACAAUGCACAGAUCGAUGAAGAAAUGGAUGAGUUCUUCACCACCGCUGAUGUGGAAUACACAACACCAGCCCCUAAGCAACAUAAGCCACACACCGGACCACGCGCCUCUCCAGACCCUCAACAUGCACGCCGCUGCGAUCUGCGUACAGAUCUAUACAUGCUGCAGCCAGAACGUCUCAACCAAGGUGGACAAAACAAUCCGCUUAAGGGCAAGCUGACAAAUUGCCAUGUAUCCGGUUGUGAACGCCCCUUCAGCGUACAAAAAAUACCACAUAGCAAUCUGAUACUAUUAGUGGUGGAUACACUAUGUCCUUGCGGCUCCAAACAGUUGGAUAUUGAACCACUUGAGGAGUCCGGUACUAUUGGCGCCUGCAGCGCGCGUCGCCAGUCGCAGGAGAGUGCAAAGCGUCGCCGACCCAAAAAAUGCAUCAACUAUCAUCCCGAGGAAAUAGAAAUACAGCAAUGUGGGCGUGCCACAGCCUUGCUGCAAACGCCCGUCUCGAUCUUUGUGGCGCAUCUGCUCAUGUUGGUGGUGACAUUUACGCUGACAAAUGCGUGAUACUAAGUGCAAUGCCACUAAACAACUAAACAUCACAAGCUACAGGUCAAAACAGUGUCGAGCAUAGGUGCAGUGAAAGUACACUUUUCAUACCAUAUAUACCAUAUACAAAAAAGAAUGACUACGAGAAACAACGCAAAAACACUUACAAUAGUUAUGCCAACAAAAAUUCAACAACAAACCCACUAAUUAAUACAACAAAUAAAUGUAUCUACGAGUAUAUUUUAACAAUAGCAACAGUUUUGUCUUAGGGUAUUCAUAUACAAUACAUAUAAGUAUGAGUAUAUAAGUAUGUUUGUGUAAAAUUAAGUUUCUUAAGUUCCGACUUAGACAAAUGUUAUUUGUAGAUAUAUUUUUUAGAGCGGAAAGAAAUUUUAGACGAUUCAUGUAUCGCAUUAAAUGCAGCCCACUUGAUUCAAAAGGCAUAUUUUUAUGUCAGUAAAAGAAAAUCUUUUUUUUUUCAUAGAAAUAGAAAAGGCUUAAAAAUACUUUUGAGGAUCAAAAUUACUCCUUUGGAAUUAUAUUCAAAUACUUCUCAAAAUUAUUUUGUACUUCAACAAUGGUUGUGUAAGCGCGGCAACUCUGUUGUAGUUAUUUCUACAUAACAGUCAGUUUUUGAGGGUCUCACUUAAUGGAUUAAAGUGAAAGGCAAAGUAAGAACAAUUUCUUUGCUAUGAUAGUAUACUACUUUCAAUUUAAGUAAACAAAACCUUGUCAGAAAAUUUCUUAUUACUAUUCCUAAGCAUUAGCAUCAAAGUCGACUUUUGACAGAUCAGAAUCAGACAAAAAAGCGCUGUUUCCACUAAAAUAUAUAACUUUGUACGCCAUCAGAAGAGAAUAUUGUUUGAGAAUAUUGAUAGGUACCGAAUAUUUGGAUCCCAGUACCUCCAGUUGACUUUUUACCGAAAAUAUUGGUCAAGUGUCAAGUUUAUAAAUGAAAUUCGGAGAGAAUCCUUUCCUGAUAGUAAUAUGUCUGUGUGCUACAAAUGGGUUGAAUGGAGUCAAUACUUCCUUUAGCCCAGGCAUACCUACCAUAAUAUAAAGAUUUUUGAAUUUUCGAAUGACUUUAUACGGCAUUUAUCGGCCAAUGUGUGCGUUAUUUUAAUAAAAUUAAGAGAGCGUGUUUUUCUUAUAACGAUGCAUAUUUGUGCUUGUAAUGAAUAAAAUCGAGUGAAAACCCCAUAUAACUAACAGGCCUUAUGCACCUGCGGGUACUUCCCUGGUUUUAAUCGCUGCAAGUUGCAAGAGUAUGAAAUGCUCGGUUAUACCCGAACUUAGCGCUUCCUUACUUGUUGUAAUUCCACUUGGAACAUAACGAGGAAAUAUUAGCCUUAAAGUUUAAUUUUCAACCAGAAUUCAAGCGCAUCGCUUCGUUUAAAGUCACACAGGAAUAAAUAUAAAAUAAAAUAAGUACUUACUCUAUGAAGUAUGAAGUUCUCAAUUCACAAGUCUUGAAUUGGUAUCUGCCUAAAGGCAAACUGAGAGUGAAGUAAAUAUUUAAUUGUCCAACUUUGGAAAAACUCUUGAUAUUCAAACUGGAUUAAUAAGAUUUCCGUCAAUAUUCCGAAAUGUUCUAACAGAGGAACAUAUCGCUCUCCAACUGACUUUCUGCUUCAACGUGGCCGCUUUCACAUAUUAAAUUUAUGGCAAGUGUAUACGUAAAGUUGAUGCCAAAAAUAAUUAUUUUAGGUGCAAAAUGGAGAAUUUUAGUACACGGUUUGUUAUAGAAGAAUUUAGUUGUUUCUAGAUACCUCGAGUUAUCCAAUUUAUUUAAUUGAAGAGGUAUGGAAUAGUUAAGUACCCGUAUUAUGAGAUUAAAAAUUGUCUAAUAUUCAAAGUACAGUUAAGCAGAGAACACUACGUAUACCUUCGAUGUAUGUGUUUUCAGAGUUUCCUUUUCAAAACGAAUCAGAGCAACAUUUAAACAGAAUGCGUAGUUAUUUCAGUAAGGAUUAGACCGACGUCUUCCGAAAAUAAAAAUGGAAAGAAAUUCAAUUCCAUUAUAUUAUAAUUAUACUGAGUAAUUCAUAACCAUGAAUUCACGUCUAUCAUCGGAAAAAUCGUUGAAAUCCUCUUCUCUGUAAAAUAGUAAGUACUUUGUACCCAAAGUAGCAGCGAUCAAAAUCAAGUUUUUGUAUGAAAACUUUUCUAUUUGACGAGAUAUCUUCACGAAACUUAUCACGGACUCUUGUUCGAGACAAUACUACACUGUCUGAAGAUGUUUUCCUGAUCGGAUAAUUAUAUCAUUUAGCUAUCAAAAAAUUGAGCGAUAAAAAUCAAGUUCUUGUAUGGAUAUUUCUUCAAACUUUUCGCUUUAGUGCAGGGGAAGUUGACGUGCAACAAAUACUGGGCGACCCAAGCCAACUGCAAAGUUAGAAAAUAUAAAUUUCCGCUCUAAAUUUAAUUUUAUUACUUUUUUUUAAUUAUUUUUUUAAUUAAUUAUUUUUUCGAAAGCAAACUGAAGUAAAUUUCAUGAUAUUAACUAUUAAAUCCAAAUGACGGGUAAUAAUCAUGUUUUGUAAUUAGAAUAUUUUUUCAAAUUAAUUAGAAAACAAUGGAAUAAGUUUCUUAGAUGCCUCCUACUAUAUUAAAUAUUCAUAUAAGCUAGGUCGUAGUUAAAUUGAAAAACAAAUAAAAAACGAUUUUGUGUAAGUUGGUAGACAAUAAAAACUUAAUUUAAUUCAAAUAAUUUAUAAAUUCAUAAAAAAUUAGAUCCAAUUAGUUGUACUUAAACUAUACUGAUUAAAGAACAGUUAAGGUGAAGUAAGCAAACUUAGUAAUUUAUGUAUAUUAGUAAAAAAAAAAAAAAAACAAA